Messenger RNA from Closterium sp. Naga37s-1, 1344 nucleotides. The record is from the annotation of a GenBank genome assembly. Lineage: Eukaryota; Viridiplantae; Streptophyta; Zygnematophyceae; Desmidiales; Closteriaceae.
AUGGGGAAGGGACGCAACAACAAGUCGAGCAAGAAGACGGACAAUGAUGAUCAGGGAAAGGAGACGGAAGUGAACGUACCGGACGCACCUGUGCCGGACGCUGCUGGACAUGGCAAGCCUUCCACUCCACGACCCCCUGCUGUGAUUGGACCGUUUGAGGAUCUGCACGACCUGCAGAACAAGGAGGAUAGUGCGGACGACUCUGGUGAUGGUGACGAUGAUAACGGAGAAGGCUCCGGAACCAAGGAUCAGAAAGCGGAAGGGGAAGCGGAUGCUGCUGGCGACAACAUCAACGACGACGAGGAGGAUUUGUCAGAUUCGGUCCCAGAGGAUGAGGAUGAUGGAUAUCUAAGCGAUGACUCGGACGAGCACCUUGAACCUGCUUCGCUUACCAGUGCUUUGGCUUUAAAACGCUUCACACUAACCUUGCUGGUGCCGAUCUUCAGGAAAGCGGAAGUCAAACGCGCUGCGAUAACGAUUGCAGCUCUGCUGGAUGACUGGAAGGAUCAGUUGUCCCCGGAUGUGCUGCAGACGACGACUUACCAGGAUCUCACGGCAACAUAUCUCUCCGGCAAUCGCUAUGGUCGGCUGCAGGUCACCUUCAAUCAUGUCAGAGACGCCAACUACGUCUGGAAUCAAGUCAUCAAGCACGAAUGCGUAAACGGGGACAUCAUCGACCUCACCUGGCAGUACCCGGAGGAUGCUCGCUUUCUUCGUGAACGUGUUUUGAACCCAUUGGCGCAGGAGGUUGUUGUUAAAGGAGUGCCGGCCGAGAUCACUGCUGAACUUGUCCGUCAUCUGCUGGUGGUGUCGAAGCUGGUUAAGCGUGGCAGGAGUGCCUUCGCCAGCGGUUUUGGUUUUCAUCGUACGCUGGACCCGGUCACCGGACUUGACACCGACCGUAUUCGCGGCCUGGUUGUCCCCCAUGCCGAUGACGAGUACCGCUGGAGGUACUUCGUGGAGGACCCGACGACGAAGAAGCGCUACUUGCUCCAUUACCCGUCACUCACCUGCGAACUUUGCAGCGGUCCGCACCUGUCCCGCUAUCACGACCGCUAUAUCACCACAAGGCAGGAGAACUUCACCAACUGGAACCUGUCGGUUAAAAAGGACCCCGCCGUUAUACUCACCUCCACAGGAGGAAUGCGGGAGGAGUGGGUGUGUGUGCAAACCGUAUGCGAGAAGGCGCAGGGGAACCGUUUCGAACAAGCAGCGGCUCAUGUAGCAUCUGCCAGGCACAAAGGGGGACUACGUACGGAAGGAGCAGCAACACGCGCCAGCAAGCACUCUCAGAAGAUGGCAGCCUUCAAGAAGGAUUUCAUGGUCAAACCGGUGGCGAAGUAA